Molecule: messenger RNA, 730 nt
Organism: Musa acuminata subsp. malaccensis (wild Malaysian banana)
Lineage: Eukaryota; Viridiplantae; Streptophyta; Magnoliopsida; Zingiberales; Musaceae
Source: RefSeq, a predicted model, not a curated record
GCCGUUGGAACCGAUCGUCUCAUUCGUCCCUACCCUGCUUACUUUCCAUCGCCAUUGUUGGUCUUGGUGUGCUCGAGAGAUCUCGGAGAUGGCAGGGGGUGGUGGGAGGAAGAUCGGGUUGGCGCUCGACUUCUCGAAGAGUAGCAAGGCGGCGCUGAGGUGGGCCAUCGACAACCUCCUCCGCAAGGGCGACACCAUCCUCCUCCUCCACAUCAUGCCCGACAAGGGCGACGAGGCCAAGCACCCGCUCUGGAUCCAGUCCGGCUCCCCUCUCAUUCCUCUGACGGAGUUCCGGCAGCCGGAUGUGAUGAAGCACUACGAGCUCGAUGUCAACAUGGAGGUCCUUGAUGAGCUCGACACCGCUUCAAGGCAGAAGGGGAACCAACGGUUUCAGGCGAUCAUCGUUGCCAAGCUGUUCUGGGGAGACGCGAGGGAGAAGCUAUGUCAAGCCGUGGGGGAUUUGGGGCUGGACUCCCUGGUCAUGGGUAGCAGAGGUGUUAGCCCGAUUCGGAGGAUUUUGUUGGGCAGCGUGACGAACUACGUAUUGACAAACGCAACAUGCCCUGUUACCGUCGUCAAGAAUUAAUCGUUUUGCUUGCUUCAGAACCAGCGAGGAUUGCAUAUCGCCUGCGAUGGGAUAAUAAUCAAGCUGGAAUAAAAUGGGAUGCAAUAUCCUAAACUGGACGAGUCUUUUCAAGUCUAUAUUACUUUGCAAUGCACUGUAGACCUA